ACGGUGUAGCGUGUGGGGAACGCACGGCUGGCCCGGUGCAGUGCCACCAACAGGGACGCGUGCGCGGCACGGAAGCUGCGGAGCAGUGUCGCACGCGACGUCAGGGCAGCGGGGAGCUCCGGUCUAGCGCCGUGAGAAGGGUCUGCUGGAUCGCUGGUCUAAGGGACAGCAGCGGUCUGGUGCAGUGCUGGGACAGCAGGUGUGAGGCCUCAGGGGAAACUCCGGCGCACUAACGUGAAUAGGCGCGUGUGGUUAGCAGAGUAACUCCGCUGUAGCGCUCCGAGGAGGGUUGUGUGGACAACGGGGGACCUCUGUGCAGUGCAAGGGGGAAAGGGUGCGUGAGCAGACGAGGAGACCCAGCGCAGUGCUGAAAAUAGUGGUGCGGAGUGAGGCGAUGGAGUGGCGACGCUGCUGAGAACCACGCGACAGAGCAUAGCCAGCCGCGAUUGAGUACAGCCAGCCGCGCCGGAACACAGCCAGCCGCGACAGAGUACAGCCAGCCGCGACGGAGCACAGGCAGCAUGAUGGCAACGGGACGGCUGCUGAUUGUUCUCGGUGGACUCUGGCUAGGGUCAGCCCAGGCGGUGGUGCCCCCGGCGCCGCAGCUCAAGCCUGAGUUCCUCUCGCAGCCGGGCUUGUUCAGCGUGCGCGAGGGCGACGCCGUGGUGCUGCCCUGCAGCGUCCGACACGCCGGGACACAUUCGGUGGUAUGGCAGCAGGGGAAGCGAGUGCUGACGGCCAGACACCUCAUCAUCGACUCGGACAGCCGGCUCAGCCUGGUGGACGGUCACAAUCUGCGGAUUGACCGCGUGGGGCUGCCAGAUGCCGGCAACUUCACCUGCUCCGUCUCCUCCAAGCCGCUGAUGGAGCUCACGCACACCGUCGAUGUGCUUUGGUCAGCCCAGGCGGUGGUGCCCCCGGCGCCGCAGCUCAAGCCUGAGUUCCUCUCGCAGCCGGGCUUGUUCAGCGUGCGCGAGGGCGACGCCGUGGUGCUGCCCUGCAGCGUCCGACACGCCGGGACACAUUCGGUGGUAUGGCAGCAGGGGAAGCGAGUGCUGACGGCCAGACACCUCAUCAUCGACUCGGACAGCCGGCUCAGCCUGGUGGACGGUCACAAUCUGCGGAUUGACCGCGUGGGGCUGCCAGAUGCCGGCAACUUCACCUGCUCCGUCUCCUCCAAGCCGCUGAUGGAGCUCACGCACACCGUCGAUGUGCUUUAUGGUCCCGUAGUGAAGACACUGCCCAAGUCUGGACAGCUGACCACAGACCAGGGCCAGAACGUAACAUUGCAGUGCGGCGCGGAAGGCAACCCCCAACCCGAUGUCGCUUGGAGAAAACAGGUUAAAGCACAAAUGACUCACCUCGUCCGCUACAGGUCAGCCCAGGCGGUGGUGCCCCCGGCGCCGCAGCUCAAGCCUGAGUUCCUCUCGCAGCCGGGCUUGUUCAGCGUGCGCGAGGGCGACGCCGUGGUGCUGCCCUGCAGCGUCCGACACGCCGGGACACAUUCGGUGGUAUGGCAGCAGGGGAAGCGAGUGCUGACGGCCAGACACCUCAUCAUCGACUCGGACAGCCGGCUCAGCCUGGUGGACGGUCACAAUCUGCGGAUUGACCGCGUGGGGCUGCCAGAUGCCGGCAACUUCACCUGCUCCGUCUCCUCCAAGCCGCUGAUGGAGCUCACGCACACCGUCGAUGUGCUUUAUGGUCCCGUGGUGAAGACACUGCCCAAGUCUGGACAGCUGACCACAGACCAGGGCCAGAACGUAACAUUGCAGUGCGGCGCGGAAGGCAACCCCCAACCCGAUGUCGCUUGGAGAAAACAGCACGGCCGUCUUCCCUCCGGCGGAGACCACAAAUCCGGCCCGCUGCUCCGCAUAUACCACAUAUCCCGCGAAAUGGCCGGGGUGUACGAGUGCGAAGCGGAGAAUGGCUUGGGAACCCCUGGUGUGGCCACUGUCAGCGUACACGUGCACUGUAAGUAA
Pollicipes pollicipes is the source of this 1979-nucleotide messenger RNA. RefSeq names its product peroxidasin homolog. Bases 522 to 1979 code for a protein of 485 amino acids. Gene Ontology annotation, cellular component: cell-cell junction; plasma membrane. Gene Ontology annotation, molecular function: cell adhesion molecule binding. Gene Ontology annotation, biological process: cell-cell adhesion. NCBI's taxonomy places the organism in Eukaryota, Metazoa, Arthropoda, Thecostraca, Pollicipedomorpha, Pollicipedidae. The record is from RefSeq and is a predicted model, not a curated record. The transcript has 11 exons.